AUGUACGGCGAUGUGCGCGAUCUGGGUGCGACGAAUGCGAUUCUCAUCAUCGUGCAGCUCUUCUUCGCCGGCAUCAUCAUCAUCUGCCUUGACGAGCUCCUGCAGAAGGGAUACGGCCUUGGAUCUGGAAUUUCCCUCUUCAUCGCGACGAACAUCUGUGAAAGCAUCAUCUGGAAGGCAUUUAGCCCUACGACCAUCAACGCUGGCCGUGGCGCGGAGUUUGAGGGAGCCGUGAUCGCUCUCUUCCACCUGCUCAUCACCCGGACCGACAAAGUCCGCGCGCUCAAGGAAGCCUUUUACCGACAGAACCUGCCGAAUGUCACCAACCUACUAGCCACCGUGCUUGUCUUCCUCAUCGUGAUUUACUUCCAGGGUUUCCGCGUUGUGCUCCCUGUUCGCUCUAAGAGCGCCAGGGGACAGCAGGGCUCUUACCCCAUCAAGCUCUUCUACACCUCGAACAUGCCUAUUAUUCUGCAGUCGGCUCUCGUCUCCAACCUGUAUUUCAUCUCGCAGCUGCUUUAUCGGAGGUAUGGCGGUUUCAUCCUUGUGCGCCUUCUUGGUGUGUGGGCUGAAUCGGAAUACUCAAGUUCAGGCCAGCUCAUUCCUGUCGGCGGACUUGUCUAUUACAUGACCCCUCCCGCGAGCUUGGCGGACAUUGCGGUACAUCCGUUCCACGCUCUGUUCUACGUUACCUUCAUGCUCUCCGCCUGCGCACUCUUCUCCAAGACGUGGAUUGAGGUCUCCGGAUCGUCUGCACGCGACGUGGCGAAGCAACUCAAGGAGCAACAAAUGGUUAUGCCUGGUCAUCGCGAAUCCAACCUGCAGAAGGAGCUUAACCGCUACAUUCCCACAGCCGCUGCAUUUGGUGGAAUGUGCAUUGGUGCGCUGACCGUUGUUGCUGACUUCAUGGGUGCCAUUGGCUCCGGCACUGGAAUUCUCCUUGCCGUUACCAUCAUCUAUCAGUACUUCGAGAUGUUUGAUAAGGAGAGGGCCACUGAGCUUGGCGUCGCCGGACUCGCAGCGGCAUGGCGACUGAGCAAACAGGGGGUACAGGUGACGGUGUUGGAGAAAGACUCGCACAUUGGCGGCCAUGCGUUCACGUAUAGCACGGACGAUGGCGUUGAUGUGGACCUCGGAUUCAUGGUCUUCAACUCGGUGACCUACCCCAACAUGCUCUCCUUCUUCGAGGAACUAGAGGUGGCAAUAGAACCCUCCGACAUGUCCUUCUCCGUGUCGGUGCCGCGCUGCGAGUGGGGAAGCAACGGCCUCUCGGGCCUCUUUGCUUCGCGCCGCAACGCCUUCCGGCCCUCCUUCUGGCUCAUGCUCCGCGAGAUGACGGUUUUCCACCAGGACGUACUCAACUACCUCGCCAAGCACUCUUUCUCUUCCUUCUCCCUGCUCUCAGCCCCCCAUGUGCGCCUCUAUAUAGUCUACCAGGGGCUUCGACGCCCGUUCUGUUUCCUCCCACAACUCCUAAUCUCUGUGUUCCCACGUGGCACACAUCGCGCGCCACUUCUUCCUCCCCCCUUUUCUCUUCCAUUUCCUUCUUCUCAGCUCCCUGUGUGCGCCUCUAUCUGGCCAAACGGGGUGGAUGGCACUCUCUGUCUCCCAGUCUCCAACCACAUACUAACCCCACAUUUUCUUCCCCUUCCCCUCACCUAUACUUUUCCCUGCGUCUCAGCUCCCUGUGUGCGCCCCCAUACAGUCAAGAUCAACCAGGGUGGAUGGAGCCACGAGCUUCAUGCCCAUUCUGUUUCCUCUCUAUUGACCAGUCUCCUCUCGCCGCUUCUUGCUCUCCCCAUUGGCCUCCGUUUCCUAUUCUCAGCUCCCAGUGUGCGCCUCUAUAUGAUCAACUGGGAUGGAGGCACCCGGAGUUUCUAUGCCUACUCUGUUCCUCUCUGUCUCCCCCUCUCCGGUUCCACAUACUCACAAGAUUUCUAUGCCCGUUUCUCCACCUCUUCACCUAUUUUUUACCCUUUGUCACAGCUCCCUCUCCCAGUGUGCGCCUCUAUAUGGUCGACUGGGAUAGAUGGCGCGAGGAGCUUCAACGCCUUCUCCGUGCUUUCCUUCCUCAAGAACCACCACAUGCUGCAGCUGCUUGGCAGGCCACAAUGGCUGACAGUCUCAGGCAGAUCUCAGACCUACGUGAAGAAGGUGAUGGCGGCCGUGGAAGCCAGAGGGGGUGCCUUCCGCACCGGCACGGAAGUGACUGGGGUGCAGAGCCUGGGCGAGGAAGGCGUGGAAGUGCGUCUAGGGGACGGAACAUCGGAGCGCUAUGACCGGGUGGUUCUGGCAGUGCAUGGCGACACCGUGCUGCCGCUGCUGGGGGAAGGAGCCACGCAUGAGGAGCGGAGGGUAUUUUCUGCCUUCAAAUACGCCACCAGCACCAUCUUUCUGCAUCGUGACAAGUCCCUCAUGCCCACCAGAAGGGCCGCCUGGAGCGCGUGGAACUUCAGAGGAGUGGACGCGAAGGGAGGGGUUUGUGUCACGUACUGGCUCAACACGCUGCAGAAUCUUGGGGACACAGGAGAGCCGAUUCUGGUGACCCUCAACCCUCCGUCUGGAAUCAAAGGCACAGUGCAUCACCAGUGGGUCACCUCUCACCCGCUCCCCACCACUGCUGCCACGGCUGCUGCCAGACUGCUCCCCACCGUGCAAGGAAGGAGGGGGAUCUACUUUUGUGGGGCAUAUCUGGGAUAUGGCUUCCAUGAAGAUGGGUUCAAGGCGGGUCUGACUGCAGCCAACGCUCUCCUGGGCGCCAGCAGCAGCCCAGCUCUGCAGCUGCAGCGCAACACUCCUCAGAUGCUUCUCCCGCUGCACUUUCAGGCCGCCAAGGCUGCAGUUCUCUCCUUCCUGCGCCCCUUCAUUCAUCUCGGAUCCGUGCAGCUGUUGGAGCGAGGAGGCACAGUGUACCGGUUUGGGAGACAAGGAACCAAGCUGGACUGUCAGAUGACCGUGCACUCGCCCGCCUUCUAUUGGAAGGUGGCGACACGUGCAGACCUGGGAUUGGCCGAUGCCUUUGUGGAUGGAGACAUCUCCUUCCCUCAGGGCUCCAGGGGUCUCCUCAAGUUCCUCGAGAUCGUGAUUGCCAACAGGGAUCGCAACAACCAACCCGGCCAGCGACCCGCAAAGAAGAAGGGCUGGUGGAGCCCUGCCCUGCUGACAGCAGUGGUGGGAUCGGCAGCUCUGUACGCGAGACACCUGCUGCGAUUCAACAACCUCACCAACGCACGCCGCAACAUCUCCAACCAUUACGACCUGAGCAACGGCAUGUUCCAGACCUUCCUAGACGAGACCAUGACCUACUCGUGCGCCAUCUUCGAGCGACCAGAGGAACCUCUGGUGGAUGCACAGCUGCGCAAGCUGAGGCGCCUCAUUGCCAAGGCGCGCAUAGACUCGUCGCACCACGUGCUUGAGAUCGGGUUCGGGUGGGGCAGCCUGGCUCUGGAGACGGUCAGCCUCACGGGGUGUCGCUACACGGGCAUCACACUCUCCUCGCAGCAGCUGCAGCUCGCCACAGAACGAGUCAAGGCAGCAGGGCUGCAGGAUCGAAUCAACUUCAUGCUCUGUGACUACCGCAACCUGCCAGGCACCGGCAAAUUUGAUCGCAUCCUCUCAUGUGAGAUGCUAGAGGCGGUGGGCCACGAGUACCUGGGAGACUUCUUCCAUCACUGCGACCGCUUGCUCGCAAUGGACGGGCUGCUCGUUGUUCAGGUGAUCACCACACCAGAGAGCCGCUACGAGGAGUACCGCCUAUCCUCCGAUUUCAUCAAGGAGUACAUCUUCCCCGGCUGCUGCGUGCCCUCCCUCUCUGCUCUCACCGACGCCAUGGCCAAGAACUCCGCCUUCAGUGUGGAGGAGCUGGAGAACAUUGGGCCGCACUACGCCACAACGCUCAUGAGAUGGCACGACAACUUCAUGGCUCACCGGCAUGAGAUCAUGGAGAUGGGGUUCGGUCCCAAGUUCAUCCGCACAUGGCAGUACUACUUCGUCUACUGUGCUGUGGGCUUCCAAACGCGCACGCUUGGGGAUAUUCAGGUGAUUCAGAGGGGUUAG
Molecule: messenger RNA, 4056 nt
Organism: Closterium sp. NIES-65
Lineage: Eukaryota; Viridiplantae; Streptophyta; Zygnematophyceae; Desmidiales; Closteriaceae
Source: the annotation of a GenBank genome assembly